AUGAGAGACAAAUUAGGAGGUGAUGAUGAGCCUUACUAUGAUAGUUCAGAUCCAGAUAGUUUUGAAUCUGAAUCAGAUCUAGAAGGGGAGGGUGAUCCUGUAUCUGAUGAUGAUGUAGAUGAUAUGGGACAGUUAAGGGGAAGGAAAAAAACAAAUAGAGUGGUUUAUGAUCCUUCUGCCAAAGUUGUUACUUGGCAAUUAGGGAUGGUAUUUGAGAAUGUGAAGGAAUUUAGAGAAGCAAUUACCAAGUAUGCUAUAAAGAAAGGUAUUCAGCUAGUUAAGGAUCCCAAUGAGCCCCACAGAGUCAGAGUUAAAUGCAAAACUGGUUGUCCUUGGUUGUUGUAUGCUAGCAAGGAAGGUAGGAGUACAAACUUCACAAUCAAGACUUACAAUCCAAGACACAAAUGCCAUAAAACCACUUACAACUAUUUGUGUAAUUCAAAAUAUGUGGCAAAGCAGUUCAACGAUAGAAUUACCUCACAACCAAGAAUUAAAGGUUGGGAAAUUCAGGAUAUGGUGAGAAAAAAGCUUGGUUUAUAUGUUGGUAAGUCUGUUUGUUUGAAGACCAAAAAGAUUGUGUUGAAAGAGAUUAUGGGGGAUCAUGUUGCUGAGUUUGGUAGGAUUCUGGACUAUAGGGAUAUGCUACUCAAACAAAUCCUGGGGUUUAUGGAGGGUUGUAGGAGAUGUAUAGGGUUAGAUGGAUAUUUUUUAAAGGGUGUUUGUAAAGGGCAACUGUUGGCAGCAGUAGCAAAGGAUGGGAAUAACCAAAUGUUCCCAAUAGCUUGGGCUGUUGUAGGCACUGAAAAAAAGCAAACAUGGAGUUGGUUCCUUGGGUUAUUGCAAACUGAUUUGAACUUGGGAGAUGGCAGGGAACUCACCAUGAUAAGUGACAUGCAAAAGGGACUAUGUUCAGCUGUUGAAGAGAUUUUACCUGAGUGUGAGACACAUUCUGGCAAACUGGGCUAUAAAAUGGAGAGAGAUUGA
Molecule: messenger RNA, 984 nt
Organism: Nicotiana attenuata
Lineage: Eukaryota; Viridiplantae; Streptophyta; Magnoliopsida; Solanales; Solanaceae
Exons: 3
Coding region: 1-984 (327 amino acids)
Source: RefSeq, a predicted model, not a curated record